This is a messenger RNA of Metarhizium robertsii ARSEF 23, 291 nucleotides long. RefSeq names its product Ribonuclease H-like protein. The coding region runs from base 1 to 291 and encodes 96 amino acids. The transcript has 2 exons. Gene Ontology annotation, molecular function: RNA binding. The record is from RefSeq and is a predicted model, not a curated record. NCBI's taxonomy places the organism in Eukaryota, Fungi, Ascomycota, Sordariomycetes, Hypocreales, Clavicipitaceae.
AUGAUUGACCAGCCUCAACACACCCGAGAAAUCACGGAGCUCUUCUCCGACUACCCGCCGGCCGCCAUUGGCAAACGCAUCACGCCACACCAGACCACGAGGUCAAGACCAGGCAACCAUCACUACUGCUUCGUUGACUUCAAAACAAGGGAGCAGGCGACCGCAGCCAUGACAGCCUUGGACGGCAGGGUCGUUGCCGGUGGCAAGCUCAAGGUAGAACUAGCGGGCAGCCUACCGAACAAGCUAAUGAAACACCAGGCCCGAUGCCAACCCGAGACCUUACCAUAUUGA